Botrytis deweyae is the source of this 726-nucleotide messenger RNA. RefSeq lists its product as uncharacterized. The record is from RefSeq and is a predicted model, not a curated record. NCBI's taxonomy places the organism in Eukaryota, Fungi, Ascomycota, Leotiomycetes, Helotiales, Sclerotiniaceae. The transcript is spliced from 3 exons. Bases 1 to 726 code for a protein of 241 amino acids.
AUGGCACCACCUUCUCUUGACCUAGAUUAUCCUCGCUGGAACAAUUCAGUACUAGACCAGAAAUACUUUCGUUGGAACAAACUGUUCGAUACGAUGAACUUUGAUGACGACGAAUCUCUGGGCAAGAUACUCCAAGCUGCUGGUGCAGCAGAAAGAUUUCAUCCUUUCAACCUCAAGUUGAUUGAAGGUACCAACUUGAACGAAUUUGAAAUGGUUGCAGUUCGCGACCUUUCAUACGAGGAUAAGGUCUUCACUCUCGGGAAAGCAACAAAGCUUUGCACGGAUAUACUCAAAAUCACCAAAUUAAGUCCUGUACGUCAGCCAGAUAUGUAUCUCAAGAUUCGAAGAGAAUUCUGUCGAUUAGCGCCAGACCUGGAAAAUCUUGAUGAAGAUGAAGCGGAGGCAGAAUUAGAUCGAUGGGCAAGAUGGAGGCAUCAUGAAACACGGGUCGUCACGGGACUUGGGAUAAGACAAUCUGCUCAGGGACAGGACGAUGAUCCAGCAUCUCCUGGAAGCAUGAACGCCAAUGUUGAGAAUAGCCGGGAAGUAACAUCUGUGAGAAACACAACAGAAGCCGAGUUACUUGAGGCGGCUAAGGUUCUCGUUUCGAUGAGCUCACAGGGAAUUGCAGAUGGCCUGGUUGUGACUCCUGUUCCAACUCCACAGACUCAAAUUUCCAAUAAAAGAAAGCGCAAAGAGACAUCUAGUGGCCCAGAUAAUGAAUAA